Messenger RNA from Aspergillus ochraceoroseus IBT 24754, 579 nucleotides. RefSeq names its product putative phosphoglycerate mutase family protein. The record is from RefSeq and is a predicted model, not a curated record. The transcript is spliced from 3 exons. NCBI's taxonomy places the organism in Eukaryota, Fungi, Ascomycota, Eurotiomycetes, Eurotiales, Aspergillaceae. The coding region runs from base 1 to 579 and encodes 192 amino acids.
AUGUACUUCUUUCUUCUUCUUGUCCUUGCCCUUCUCACAGGUUUACCCCUUGCUUUUGCUUCGGGUGCGCACGGCGAGGACGCGCCGCCAACGGUUUACAUCAUCCGCCAUGGCGAGAAGCCAACAGGUCGCGGCGAUAAAGGGUUAAAUGUAGAUGGGUUCAAACGGGCAGAGUGUCUUCGAAGCGUGUUUGGACAGGGAUCCGGGUACGAGAUUGGGCAUAUCAUGGCGCCAUUUGUGAAUAAGAAGGGCCAUCAUCGACGUCCCUAUGAGACUGUUCUUCCGUUAGCAGUUGAUCUUGGCCUGGACGUGGAUACUUCGUGUAAACGUAAACAGGCAAAAUGCGUCGCGCGGAAAGUUAGGAAGUAUCACGGACCAGGCGAGAUUCUGAUUUCCUGGAGACAUACCAAUAUUCAUGAAAUCGCCCGCGAAUUGGGCGUUCCUCAUCCGCCGAUGUAUCCUGAGAGAUAUGAUCUGAUUUGGGUGAUCCCCUUUCCGUAUGACAAUAUCACCGAAGUGCGGAGCGAAGCAUGUCCUGGACUUGAUGUGCCGGCCGAGAUUGUGGUGCAAGGCGUAUAG